CGCAGCGCUUCUCGGGCAUGUGCACUGGGCACCCGGCUGUCAGCAGUCAUUUCCUGUACUGUCCGCAGUCUCUGGUCAUUUCCUGUACUGUCCGCAGUCUCUGGUCAUCUCCUGUACUGUCCGCAGUCUCUGGUCAUCCCCUGCACUGUCCGCAGUCUCUGGUCAUCUCCUGCACUGUCCGCAGUCUUUGGUCAUCCCCUGCACUGUCCGCAGUCUCUGGUCAUCUCCUGCACUGUCCGCAGUCUCUGGUCAUCCCCUGCACUGUCCGCAGUCUUUGGUCAUCCCCUGCACUGUCCGCAGUCUUUGGUCAUCUCCUGCACUGUCCGCAGUCUCUGGUCAUCUCUUGUACUGUCCGCAGUCUCUGGUCAUCCCCUGUACUGUCCGCAGUGUCUUGGUCAUCCCCUAUACUGUCCGCAGUC
Staurois parvus is the source of this 419-nucleotide messenger RNA. The record is from the annotation of a GenBank genome assembly. NCBI's taxonomy places the organism in Eukaryota, Metazoa, Chordata, Amphibia, Anura, Ranidae.